AUGAUUAAAGCAAUUAUCGUGUUCAACAAUCACGGCAAACCGAGACUUCUCAAAUUCUAUCAGCAUUAUCCCGAAGAAGAACAGCAACACAUUGUUCGUGAAACAUUCCAACUUGUUUCGAAACGUGAUGAUAACGUUUGCAAUUUUCUGGAAGGUGGCAGUUUGAUUGGUGGCUCGGAUUACAAACUAAUCUACCGACAUUACGCUACUCUUUAUUUUGUUUUCUGCGUGGAUUCGUCAGAAAGUGAACUUGGCAUAUUGGAUCUUAUACAGGUUUGUUUGGGUUCUCUUUAG
Messenger RNA from Anisakis simplex (herring worm), 294 nucleotides. NCBI's taxonomy places the organism in Eukaryota, Metazoa, Nematoda, Chromadorea, Rhabditida, Anisakidae. The record is from the annotation of a GenBank genome assembly.